AUGGAGGCCUUGCUAGAGGCUGCGGCGGCAGGGGAUGAAGCGAAAGUUGACGCCAUGCUCGGGUCCUCGGCCGACCCCAACUGGACAGACGAAAGCGGAUGGUCGCCAUUGAUCAUGGCCGCCAAGGCAAAUCCUAACUAUCCAAGCUUCCACAAUAGAACAGCUCUGAUGGGAGCAUGCAUGAAUGGCUACGAAGACGUUGUGAAGACACUUCUAGAAAGCCAGGCAGAUCCAUCGAUCAGGAACGAUGAGAAUGAGAAUGCUUUGGACUUGGCCAAGAAGAAGUCUUUCAAUAAGAUAUCCAACCUGAUCUCAAUAGCGCUCGAAAUGGACAACGUACGCAAUCGGCGUUGGCGGGAGGAAUCAAGCUUUCUAUGUCACGACGAGUCAAUUAGAAGUGAGAUAAACCUAGAGGUUGGAGGGAAAACUCUCCUGGACUUCGCUUUCGAGACUGGAAACUCUGAACUGGUAGCGAUCUUGAUUGGGUUCAACGCCACACGGGGCAACCUCAAAGAUCAGUGGAGCCCGCAAGACUCACUCAUGGAAGAAGGAAAGCAAGAGAUUCCAGAGAAGGUUUCAGAGUCGCUACGUAUUCUUGUCAUCGGAGGAACUCAAUUCAUGGGUCGCCAGACAGUGGAGGAACUGGUAGCGGCCGGUCAUGAGGGACUGGGAAACGCCCCAACUCAUUACAUCCUCAUCUCGACCGACUCUGUUUACAUGGCGUGUCUACGAACAUCGCAGUCCGAGGAAGGAGGAGUCAAGGAGGAAUCUGCACAAAGACCUCCUAGUGAAGAGCACAAGGAGGAGCUUCGACUCAGAUCUCCCUAUCAGUACGAAUACGGCAGCAGGAAACUAGAGUGCGAGGAAAGCUUAAAAGUGCUCCAUGACAAGAUGGUUUACUCGCAUGAUGUUGUCUCUGCAAUCAUCAAGACAAUCGAGGCGGGACCUAGAGUUUAUGGACUUUCUCUCAACAUCGCCGGGCGAGAGCAGCCAACAAUGAAAGAGUUUAUCGAAAUGAUAGCAGAGGCUUGCGGUGGAGAUGAACUUUCCUUCGACGAAAACAAGCGCUCUUUCUUUCCUUCAGUGGAUUUCGGGCCUGUAGCCUCGUCCAAAGCUCAAGAAAUUUUGGCCUGGCAACCAACAGAAAUCAAGGAUUGGAUUCGAAGGACGACAGCAUGGAACGAUGUGCCGGCGAAUGCUGCAUACACUAUGGCCUUUGUGCGCGCCAACUCAUACCUUGCAUGA
Molecule: messenger RNA, 1245 nt
Organism: Guillardia theta CCMP2712
Lineage: Eukaryota; Cryptophyceae; Pyrenomonadales; Geminigeraceae
Exons: 13
Coding region: 1-1245 (414 amino acids)
Molecular function (GO): protein binding
Source: RefSeq, a predicted model, not a curated record